Molecule: messenger RNA, 2177 nt
Organism: Pyrgilauda ruficollis (rufous-necked snowfinch)
Lineage: Eukaryota; Metazoa; Chordata; Aves; Passeriformes; Passeridae
Gene: KCND3
Product: potassium voltage-gated channel subfamily D member 3
Exons: 8
Coding region: 1-1959 (652 amino acids)
Biological process (GO): protein homooligomerization; potassium ion export across plasma membrane
Cellular component (GO): voltage-gated potassium channel complex; membrane; neuronal cell body
Molecular function (GO): protein binding; A-type (transient outward) potassium channel activity
Source: RefSeq, a predicted model, not a curated record
AUGGCAGCAGGAGUAGCGGCGUGGCUGCCCUUCGCCAGGGCGGCUGCCAUAGGAUGGAUGCCAGUGGCCAACUGCCCCAUGCCACUGGCUCCGACGGAGAAAAACAAGAGGCAGGAUGAGCUGAUCAUCCUCAACGUGAGUGGCAGGCGUUUCCAGACCUGGAGGACUACACUGGAGAGGUACCCGGACACUCUCCUGGGCAGCACGGAGAAGGAGUUCUUCUUCAACGAAGACACCAAGGAGUACUUCUUUGACCGGGACCCCGAGGUCUUCAGGUGCAUCCUCAAUUUUUAUAGAACUGGCAAGCUGCACUACCCCAGGUACGAGUGCAUCUCUGCCUACGACGAAGAGCUCGCCUUCUACGGGAUCCUCCCCGAGAUCAUCGGGGACUGCUGCUACGAAGAGUACAAGGACAGGAAGCGGGAGAACGCGGAGCGGCUGAUGGACGACAACGACUCGGAGAACAACCAGGAGGGCUCCAUGCCCUCGCUGAGCUUCCGGCAGACCAUGUGGCGAGCCUUCGAGAACCCCCACACCAGCACCUUAGCCUUAGUCUUUUACUACGUCACCGGGUUCUUCAUCGCCGUCUCUGUGAUCACCAACGUGGUGGAGACCGUGCCCUGCGGCACCGUGCCGGGGAACAAGGAGCUGCCCUGCGGGGAGCGCUACGCCGUGGCUUUCUUCUGCCUGGACACGGCGUGCGUGAUGAUCUUCACCGUCGAGUACCUGCUGAGGCUCUUCGCGGCGCCCAGCCGCUACCGCUUCAUCCGCAGCGUGAUGAGCAUCAUCGACGUGGUGGCCAUCAUGCCCUACUACAUCGGCCUGGUGAUGACCAACAACGAGGACGUCAGCGGCGCCUUCGUCACCCUAAGGGUUUUCAGGGUUUUCAGGAUUUUCAAGUUCUCCCGCCAUUCCCAAGGCCUGAGAAUCUUGGGCUACACUUUGAAGAGCUGUGCCUCCGAGCUUGGCUUUCUCCUCUUUUCCCUCACUAUGGCAAUCAUCAUCUUUGCAACUGUGAUGUUUUAUGCGGAGAAAGGGUCCUCGGCGAGCAAAUUCACCAGUAUUCCUGCUUCCUUUUGGUACACUAUUGUAACCAUGACAACACUGGGCUACGGGGACAUGGUGCCCAAGACCAUCGCGGGGAAGAUCUUUGGCUCCAUCUGCUCGCUGAGCGGGGUGCUGGUCAUCGCCCUGCCCGUGCCCGUCAUCGUCUCCAACUUCAGCCGCAUCUACCACCAGAACCAGCGCGCCGACAAGCGCCGGGCCCAGAAGAAGGCGCGCCUGGCGCGGAUCCGCGUGGCCAAGACGGGCAGCUCCAACGCCUACCUGCACAGCAAGCGCAACGGGCUGCUCAACGAGGCGCUGGAGCUCCCGGGAUCCACCGAGGAGGAGCAGCACAUGACCAAAGGCACCUCCUUAAUCGAGAGCCAACACCACCAUCUGCUGCACUGCCUGGAAAAAACAACCGGAUUGUCCUAUCUUGUGGAUGAUCCCCUGUUAUCUGUACGAACUUCCACCAUCAAGAACCACGAGUUCAUCGACGAGCAGCUGUUCGAGCAGAACUGCAUGGAGAGCUCCAUGCAGAACUACCCCUCGUCCCGGAGCCCCUCUCUGUCCAGCCAGGCCGGGCUCGGCUCGUCGUGCUGCUCGCGGCGCCACAAGAAGAGCGCGCACCUGCCCAACUGCAGCGUGCCCGCCACGCGGCUGCGCAGCAUGCAGGAGCUCAGCACCAUCCACAUCCAGUGCAGCGAGCAGCCCUCCCUCACCACCAGUCGUUCCAGCCUCAACAUGAAGGCGGAUGACGGGCUGAGGCCGAACUGCAAAGGCGCGCAGAUCACCACGGCCAUCAUCAGCAUCCCCACGCCGCCCGCGCUGACGCCCGAGGGCGAGAGCAGAGCCGGCCCGGGCAGCCCGGGGCCCGCCACGAACGUUCCCAACGUCGUCAAGGAAAAGAUUUAGACAAAAGAAGCCACCUGUGAGAGCAGCCCCUGCUCGGCUGUGUGCGUGAGUGUGAGUGUGCAGAGGCACGGAGGGCACGGCCCUGCAGGGAGGUGCCAGCUGUGCCAGCUGUGCCAGCCCGUGCACACACACCCACACACACGCCCCCCUCCCUGGGUGCCACCCCCGAUUUAGACUAUUUUGUACCCACCUUUCCAGUCAAUACAGUGCAAUUGCAA